AUGAUUAAAGGGAAGCUUGAUGCUACCUGCCCAGUCGUAGAAGCUGUAAGAUGGCACAUUGAUCUACAGCCAUGGGCAAGUCCAACUCCUUCCCUGAACUACGAGGCCUUGAGGUUCCUGAAGUACAUUAGCACUUCUCAGAUUUCAUGUGAACACAUGAGCCUGAACAGCCUUAGAGGGUACUCUGAAACCGCAAAAAAGCCCUGGUCGAUCUGUCUUGAUGAGAGGUUUAGCCUCAUUCAUCGAAUCAGAAGCAAGCAAUGCCGUCUCUAUUCCCUUGGGCUAAGCAACGAUGACAACCAGUUCGAGGUCAGCAUGGCCAACAGUGGGUGUGAGGUGCAUCGCUUUGACCCCAGCAUCAAGUCAGCUCACAUUCAGAAGAGCCGGCACCUCUGGUAUCAUCGCCUGUCCAUUGACUGGAGGGAUCCCAAUCCAGCCAUUGCUGCUCAUAAACUUCACAGCAACACAAAGAAGUUGGGCACGAUAUUGAAUGAAUUUGGACAUCAGAAGCAGCAGCUGCAUCAGCAGCGUACCACUAUUUCAAUGUCGAACACUUGCAUUCAGAAGAGCACAGCACUCAGUCCAGGCACCGUGGAGUUACCGUUG
Molecule: messenger RNA, 606 nt
Organism: Apaloderma vittatum (bar-tailed trogon)
Lineage: Eukaryota; Metazoa; Chordata; Aves; Trogoniformes; Trogonidae
Gene: METTL24
Product: methyltransferase like 24
Exons: 5
Source: RefSeq, a predicted model, not a curated record